Molecule: messenger RNA, 1437 nt
Organism: Populus euphratica (Euphrates poplar)
Lineage: Eukaryota; Viridiplantae; Streptophyta; Magnoliopsida; Malpighiales; Salicaceae
Product: cathepsin B-like
Exons: 11
Coding region: 134-1207 (357 amino acids)
Biological process (GO): proteolysis; regulation of catalytic activity
Molecular function (GO): cysteine-type endopeptidase activity
Source: RefSeq, a predicted model, not a curated record
AAUCUGUGCUGGCGUCCCAAAUCCAAUAAGAAGGGUCGAGGACGCAUGGUCCAUUUUUAUUCGGCACCGAACAACCGACGGAUAUUUCUAUCUUCUCCUUCCUCCGCCAGACACGACAGAGGAAGACGAGCAAAUGGAAACUAGUCUCUGCUUUUCCACUCUGCUGUUGCUCCUCGUCGGUGCCAUCUUUACCUUUCAGUCUCAGGUUAUAGCAGUGGAACCGGUCUCCGAUCUCAAGCUGAACUCCAGGAUUCUUCAGGAUUCAAUACUUAAAAAAGUCAAUGGAAAUCCCAAAGCUGGAUGGAAAGCUACCAUGAACCAUCAUUUUUCCAAUUACUCUGUUGCCCAAUUCAAGUAUCUUCUUGGAGUCAAACCAACACCUAAAGAGGAGCUGAGGGGAAUUCCUGUAAUAAGUCAUCCGAAAUCCUUGAGAUUGCCAGAAGAAUUCGAUGCCAGAACAGCUUGGCCACAGUGCAGUACCAUUGGAAAAAUUCUAGAUCAGGGUCAUUGUGGAUCCUGCUGGGCAUUUGGUGCUGUCGAAUCGCUAUCUGAUCGAUUUUGUAUCCAUUAUGGCAUGAACAUCUCUCUGUCAGUCAAUGAUCUCUUAGCAUGCUGUGGCUUUUUGUGUGGAAGUGGUUGUGAUGGGGGGUAUCCAAUUUCUGCAUGGAGAUACUUUGUCCACCAUGGUGUUGUUACAGAGGAGUGUGAUCCAUACUUUGAUGAUAUUGGCUGUUCUCACCCUGGUUGUGAGCCUGGAUAUCCCACGCCAAAGUGCACGCGGAAGUGUGUCAAUAAGAACCAGCUCUGGAAGAAGUCAAAGCACUAUGGUGUCAAGCCGUACAGAAUUGAUUCUGAUCCCAACAGUAUCAUGGCUGAAAUUUAUAAGAAUGGGCCAGUUGAGGUGGCCUUCACUGUUUAUGAGGAUUUUGCUCAUUAUAAAUCGGGAGUCUACAAGCACAUAACAGGUGGAAUGAUGGGAGGCCAUGCUGUUAAGCUUAUUGGUUGGGGAACUUCUGAAGAUGGGGAAGCUUAUUGGCUUCUUGCCAACCAGUGGAAUAGAGGCUGGGGUGAUGAUGGUUACUUCAAGAUUAGAAGGGGAACAAAUGAGUGUGGUAUUGAAGGAGAUGUGGUUGCUGGUUUGCCCUCAACAAGGAAUCUUGUUAGAGAGGUUGUGAGUAUAGAUGCUCGUGAGGAUGCUUCGGCAUGAUAUCAGACUAAAUAUUAUAUCUGGAAGUGCUGUAAUUCAUGUAUCAAUAUUGGAUUCUUGUGAUUAGAAAUGGGCUUUCACUGUAUGCAUGGGACGAAACCAGGUGAAUGCAUCCAUGUAAACUGUUUUCUUAGUUGAAAUUUGCUAUCUGUGUGAGAAUCAAGUAGUAUGUAGAUAUUGUAUCUUUUGAUAUUUACUGAUAACACAACUCACCUUCUUGGCGUGUAUCA